Hippopotamus amphibius kiboko is the source of this 1828-nucleotide messenger RNA. It is a transcript of the gene RHOV, whose product is annotated as ras homolog family member V. The record is from RefSeq and is a predicted model, not a curated record. Gene Ontology annotation, molecular function: GTP binding; GTPase activity. The transcript has 3 exons. NCBI's taxonomy places the organism in Eukaryota, Metazoa, Chordata, Mammalia, Artiodactyla, Hippopotamidae. The coding region runs from base 235 to 945 and encodes 236 amino acids. Gene Ontology annotation, biological process: small GTPase-mediated signal transduction.
GCUCCAGCCGGGCGCUCGGCUCUGCGGAGGGAGGUCCCGGAGGAGGCCAGGAGGGUGGGCGGGGUCCGAGGCCUCUAGGGAUAUGCAGAUGAGGUGGGCGGGGCCCCCACAAAUACCCGCGGGUAGCGGCUGGCGGGACGGCCGGGCCUGGGUAGGUUCAGUCAGAGGCGCGCUGUGGAACCUGCCGCGCCGAGCACAGCGGAGCCUGGUCCCCGGCCGUCCCCGGAGCGGGCCAUGCCCCCGCGGGCGCUAAGUGAGGCCGAGUCGUCCUCGCUCCGGGCCCCGACCCCACCCCCGCGGCGGGGCAGCGCGUCCCCGGAGCUGGGCAUCAAGUGCGUGCUGGUUGGCGACGGCGCGGUGGGCAAGAGCAGCCUCAUCGUCAGCUACACCUGCAAUGGGUACCCCGCGCGUUACCGGCCCACAGCGCUGGACACCUUCUCCGUGCAAGUCCUGGUUGAUGGAGCCCCGGUGCGCAUUGAGCUCUGGGACACUGCGGGACAGGAAGACUUUGAUCGCCUUCGCUCCCUCUGCUACCCGGAUACGGAUGUCUUCCUGGCCUGCUUCAGCGUGGUGCAGCCCAGCUCCUUCCAAAACAUCACAGAGAAAUGGCUCCCGGAGAUCCGCACUCACAACCCCCAGGCGCCCGUGCUGCUGGUGGGCACCCAGGCCGACCUGAGGGACGAUGUCAAUGUACUGAUUCAGCUGGACCAGGGGGGCCGGGAAGGCCCCGUGCCUCAGCCGCAGGCUCAGGGUCUGGCCGAGAAGAUCCGGGCCUGCUGCUACCUGGAGUGCUCUGCCUUGACGCAGAAGAAUUUGAAGGAGGUGUUCGACUCGGCCAUUCUGAGUGCUAUUGAGCACAAAGCCCGGCUGGAGAAGAAGCUGAACGCCAAAGGCGUGCGCACCCUCUCCCGCUGCCGCUGGAAGAAGUUCUUCUGCUUUGUCUGAACAGCUGUGGCAGCAAAAUGAUCAGUAGGCCAACGGCCACAGACUCCUAGACCCUGGGGCACAGGGCCUUUGAGGGCCCUGCUGGCAGGGCCAGGCCACCCCCAUGGACUCCGUUCCCACCCGAAUACUGUGGCGACGCGGGCCUCUAACUGCCCACUCUUAUGUGCCAGGGUGAGCCUAGGGCCUGGAGGAGGGAAGGCUCUGACUUGGACUUCUGUGGUCAAGGCUCACAGAGAAAUCCCAGUACUUUGAUUUUCAUGGGAUGAUCCUCACAGUGUCAGCUGCUUCCCCGCAGUUUGGGAUCCAAUUCCCAGUUUCUUAUCAUGGGCCCUCAGUUCAGCCUGGCUGAAUUAGGACCCCUCCUGGUCAUCCCCACCCCCUCCUUGGCACACGGGUGAGGAAGGGCCUGGGGAACAGCCGGGCAUCUCGGAGGCUGGAAGGUGUCCGGCCCUGAUUUGGAGAGAAGUUUAAGAUGGAUUGGGUAAGACAGGUCAGUGAGAGGUUGAGAGAGAGCAGAAAGUGAAGGCUUGGAGCCUUGGGACUGGAGACAGGCUGGGAAGGAGGAGGCAGAUCAGAGGCAUAGGCUUGGAAGGAGGAAGAGAGAGAGAAGUGGGGCAGCUGAGGAGCAAGGCUGAUACCUGGGCUGUCCUCAACCCUCAAGGCCAGGGAGGGCGGGGCUGGUCCCUGGGAAGAACUGAGUCUCAGGACUCCCUAAGCACUGCCCAAACUGGCUGGGCCAGGAGUGGGGCAGGAAGUGAGAGGUAAGGCCCAGCAAGAGGAGGGGGAGGAGCUGGAGCCCGAAGGAAGAAGGGGCUUUCUCCAAGGUCAUAGCCUAGAAGAUAAGGCAGUGUGGAAUCUGCAAAUAAAGCCUUAAGUUUCUGAA